Carassius auratus (goldfish) is the source of this 1846-nucleotide messenger RNA. RefSeq lists its product as uncharacterized. Lineage: Eukaryota; Metazoa; Chordata; Actinopteri; Cypriniformes; Cyprinidae. Bases 421 to 1101 code for a protein of 226 amino acids. The record is from RefSeq and is a predicted model, not a curated record. The transcript is spliced from 2 exons.
CUUUUUUAUGCACUGGAUAAACUGUUUAUAAAACCUAUAAACAAAUAAUCAUAUAAGUUAAUCAUAAUAAAAAAAAAAACGACUGAAUGGAAGUGGAAAGCAUUUAUUUUAAAUGCUGAAACUGUCUAUUUGUCUUUGUGUCUUUAUAAAUGACAUGAACACAAGGUCAAGUGUGAUUCAUCUUUCCUGGAAAACACUGUUUCUCUACUUCCUCUCGUCUUUAGUUCCUCCUCUUUUAUGCCUCUCUCUCUCUCUCUUCUCUGUUGUUCUGUUAACACAUUUUUCUGUUUGACUGUAAUAUUAUUAGAUAAACAGAAGUUGAUCGAUCGAGACUGUAUAAGCUAUGUGUGUUGAGUUUUGUUUCGUUUCGGGUUGAGCGACUCUAUCUGGAAAACACACACAUAUGGAUUCUUGCCAAAUAUGUGGUGGGCUGAGCAAGUUCCUGCCUUCGUCCCUGUGUGUUUUGUAGUGGAUUGCACCAUUGCAGGAGAAUCUCUGCCGAAAUGCAGAAGAUCAUAUUUCAGUAAGGUUGAAGCAGUAAUGGCAGCUGUGAGAGACAUGUAUGAAGGAGUGGAUGUUGAAAACAUGACUCCAGCAGAACAAAAGAGACACAGAGAGACGCAGCUGAACCAACAUCCAAACAUUCUCUUCAGAAUAAAUCGUAAAGACCGUCUGCAUGUUCUGCUCUUCAGACCCACGGGUGACAGCUGGUGGAUCAAUAUAAUUAAGGAAAAUUAUGGAGGAAUCUUUGCUCAGUGGACUUUCCAACAUGCUGAUAACCAGCCCAUUCGGCACGCGAUGAAUCUCUCCGGGAAUCGGGAUGAGCUGCAAAGAUUCUGUGAUGAGUUUCCAGACAAUCUGGAGGCAUUUCGUGCCCAUGUUCAGGAAAAUGAAGAUCAGAGAGAUCAGAGAGAAACAAUAGAAGAUCUCAGAGAAACAAUAGAAGAGCAGAAAGAAACAAUAGAAGAGCAGAGAGAAACAAUAGAAGAUGACAAUGCAGCAAUACAAGAUCUGGAAGAAAGAAUACGAGAACUCGAUUUAGAAAACAGAAGACUGAGACGACAACAUUUAAACCAUGAGAGACCAUGUUUUCCUCAGUAAAGAAGGACAUCAAGAUCUGCAUCUGUCUAGACCAGUGGAUAUUUCAGUAUAUCACCACGUAUUUUAUAUUUCUCCUAUGUUUGCAUGCACUACUUUUGUUUCAGUUUCAUUCCGAUAGUGUUUACAUGAACGCUAAAUACAUCGUGAUCAAGCUUUGAUAUGCGCACAUUUUAUUAUGACAGGACACACGUUCAUUCAACAGGAAGAACCGCGUGGUCUGCGCGUCAUACGUCAUUACGCUACUUCCGCGUCAUUGCACAUACGCUCUCCUUUCAGUUUCGGAUUUCAAUCCGAAUAUAUAUUAAUAAUAUAAUAUUCAGUGUAUGAAGUAAUGUACAUGUAUUAAUUUUACAUAUUUAAACCAUUUACAGUAAUUGGGUAGAAAGUAUUUCUUGUUUAAAAAUAUAUAUAUAUAUUUAAAUCUUUGUUCAUUAAAAUACGAAUAACCUCCUCAUUAGAAAUGUUUGUUGAUUAGAGGUUCUUAUACGGCUUUUUCUCAGUUUCUCUCAAAAUGUGCUUCACGGUUCAACAGGAAGUGCUGUCAGUUACGUUUUUGAUUUUCUGAUUAUACAUUAUUGUUUGUCACACUCAUAGCUUAGUUUUAUUUUUGCAUUAAAUGCUUUGUAUUGUAUUUGUAACUAAUAAAAUGAGAGAUUUUAUUGUUACGAUUGCCUCCCGUGAGACUUUACUUAUAACUACAAACUGAGCCUCAAGAACAACCACAAGGCAGUCUUCUACAUCAUUC